GCGGCGGCCGAGUAGCUUCCGGGGGCCGGGGUGCGGGCACUUCCCGGCCGAGGCUGCAGCCCGCAGCCCGGGAUCCGGCAGGGUUAAGAACCUACUGGGCGUUGCUACCACAGUCACUUAAUGGGCGUCUACCAGGGACGACUACUGUGCCAAGAACCAAAGAGACACGGGGAGUAGGAACAGUUCGGUACACUGGGUGGCAGGCUUAAAGAAACAAUCAGUAACAAACAUAUGGAAAAGUGCACACAUCCCGAGUUCCGCCAAACCGGUUUUCACAGACUUGCUUGAGUAACCUGCAUCGAGAACGAUCCUAGAUGCACUCCUGGCCAAGUGAAGCAGUCACUCUACCAAGUUCCUACCUUGUAAGUCUGGUCACACUUCACAGCUCUGGCUCGUUUCCCUGGUUAGAGACUGAGUCAUUAGAAACUAGUAGAAAAGCAGAACUUCUAGACUGGUUCAGACAGGCUCUGAAGAAGCCCAAGAAGAUGACGGUCUCCGGGGAAAGCCACCCCAGUGAAGGUUCACAGACAGCCACACAGGACGGUCCCCUACCCCAGAGCAGCAGCUCACCCACUAGCCGCAGCUCACAGCCGAGUUGCAGCUCACCCCCUAGCUACAAGUCACUCCCGAGCUGCAGUUCAGGAAUGGCUUCCACCCUGCAACCAACACAGAUGGACACCAGCUGCAGCAGUGGUCGCUGGAGCAAAGACUAUGACGUCUGCGUGUGCCACAGUGAGGAGGACCUAGAGGCUGCCCAGGAGCUGGUCUCCUACUUGGAGGGUAGCCAGGCCAGCCUACGCUGCUUCCUGCAGCUUCGGGAUGCAACCCCAGGUGGCGCCAUUGUUUCUGAGCUAUGCCAGGCACUGAGUAGUAGCCACUGCCACGUGCUACUCAUCACCCCAGGCUUCCUUCGGGACCCCUGGUGCAAGUACCAGAUGCUGCAGGCCCUAACAGAGGCCCCAGGGGCGGAGGGUUGCACCAUACCCCUGAUGUCUGGCCUGACCAGAGCCGCUUAUCCGCCGGAACUCCGAUUCAUGUACUAUGUGGAUGGCAGAGGCCGGGAUGGUGGCUUUUACCAAGUCAAGGAGGCUGUCAUACGCUAUCUGGAAACACUAAGUUGACACAAGUUUUCCUGACCAAAGUUGGAAAUAGCACACACCGGGUGCUGGAUCCCAGUAGAUACAGCUUUGGGAGCCAGAGCCAGCUGCACUCUGUACACCACACAGGAUCAGAUUGCUACCAGCUUCCAUUACUGUGGGCUCCACAGGAAGGCUGGGCAGAAGAUGGGGACCCCCCCCCCACAAGAAGACCAGGAGGAAGAUGGGGACUCCCCAAGAAGGGCAGGAGGAAGCCAGGGACUCCCCCAGGAAGGCAAUGAGGAAGUCAAAGUUUGGAGUUGUCAAGAGAUUGUGGUAUCAGGAGGGUCAGCAGUGUCUUGCCUGCUACUUAACUGGACAGGAAACUGACACCCAGCCGUCUCCCAUCUCCCUACCCUCUAACCCCAAUCAGGCACUGGGGUAAACAGUUACCACUCCUCACGAGGGGUGAGCCUGACUGAUGAAGCAGAAGUCGGUGCUCCUUCCAGAUGCCUAGGGAAGCCGGGAAGAGGCAGCAGGUAUCAGUUCCUUCACACUCACACUACUGUAGUUCUGUCCCAGAGGCGUCAACUCACUUCCACAACACUGGAUGAAAGGCCCCUCCAGCCCCACACUGAGUCUCACUUACUGAACAAAUGUCAUUUGAAAUGCAAACCUAGCCAGGUCAUUGGUUGGUAUAUGCCUUUAGGAGGUGGGUGCAGGCAGAUCUCUGUGAGUUAGAGGCCAGCUUGGUCUCCAAAGCAAGUUUCAGAACAGCCAGAGCUGUUACACAGAGAAACUCUGUCUCGGAGAAAAAAAAAAAAAAAGCAAACCUGGGGUCUGGAGAGAUGACUCAGUGGUUAAGAACUCUUGUUGCCUUUACAUAGGAUCCAUGUUCAAUUCCCAGUAUUCACAUAGUGGCUCACAACCACUUAUCUAUAACUCUACUUCCAGGGGAAUCUAAUGCCUUCUCUGACCAGGACCUCCUUGGGCAUGGGGCACACAUAUGGAACACAUGCAUUCAUGUAGGCAAAACAAUCAUACAUAUAAAUCUUUCUUUAAUAUUAGAAAUGCAAAUCUAGGGCUCUAGGUGGAGUUGGUGGUAGAACGUUUGCUUAGCACGUAUGAGGGUUUGGGUUUGACCUCCAGUACCAUCAAAAUGAAAAAGAAAACAAACUUGGAAGCCAUUCUGAAUACAUGAACAAGUGAAGAAGGGAGAAGGAAAGGUGGGGUGUGGGGCUCAGCUUCUUCACCUGGACCAUUUGGGACACCACAUAGGAUCCCCUCAGACAUCUGCUAGAGCCCAUGCUUCAUAGCCCCUGCCUUUAUAUUGAGCUGAGAAGAACCAAUGUUCUCAGUCUAGCACCAGUGUAUAUUCCCAGGGAGAGGUAAGGAGUCACCUAUGUUCUCAAUAAGAACAGAAACGUGGUCAAUUGUCAUGGUCUCCCCUGGUGUGUACCUUGAGCCUCUUCUUUGUGCCAUGUCCCUUUACUGGAAACAAGUUAUUUUUUGUUUUUUGUUUUUUGGGGGGUUUUGUUUUUUGUUUGUUUUUCAAGACAGGGUUUCUCUUUGUAGCUUUGAAGCCUAUCCUGGCACUUGCUCUGUAGACUAUGCUGGUCUUGAACUCACAUAGAUCCACCUGCCUCUGCCUCCUGAGUGCUGGGAUUAAAGGUAUUUGCCACCAAUGCCUGGCUGAAAACAAAUUAUUUUUAAAUUAUGACUCUUUUGGAUUAUGAAGGAUACUAUACCAUACUCGUGCACCUCCCACCUUAAUAUAAAAAAUACAAUAAGAAAACCUUAUUCCCAA
Cricetulus griseus (Chinese hamster) is the source of this 2883-nucleotide messenger RNA. The record is from RefSeq and is a predicted model, not a curated record. Lineage: Eukaryota; Metazoa; Chordata; Mammalia; Rodentia; Cricetidae.